Molecule: messenger RNA, 1632 nt
Organism: Empidonax traillii (willow flycatcher)
Lineage: Eukaryota; Metazoa; Chordata; Aves; Passeriformes; Tyrannidae
Gene: SAMD7
Product: sterile alpha motif domain containing 7
Exons: 8
Coding region: 1-1632 (543 amino acids)
Molecular function (GO): protein binding
Source: RefSeq, a predicted model, not a curated record
AUGACUCCCCGGGAGCACAUGAGGAAGAUGUCCCUGCUGGGGGAACAAGGAACGCUGGAGGAGAAGCACCUGUACCGAUUAGCGAGUGGAAUGGCAGCAGGAGAGCUGCGGCAGCGGCAGGAGAUGCUGAUGAGGAACCAGCUGAUGGCCGUGAAUCCCCAGCUGAUGGCGCCGGGCCAGCAGAGGGUGCAGGCGAUCCCUGCCCAGUUUGAGCCGCGCCUGGUGGACAGAGACCUGUUACCUUCCGCUGAAAUGAUGGCCUCGGCCGAUCCCAGGCAAAUCCACAUCUCCUCCCACCUGGGGCCUGCGGUGCCGCCCCACCCCAACGUGCCCAACAUCCUGGCCAACAGAGUUUACCCGGGCCCAGGAUACAGCUUUCUACAACCAGAAUCCAUGGAAGCUGUGGCCAGAAGACAGGAACUGGCUCAAAAACAAAAUAUUGCCAGAAUGGAGAUGGAGAUGAGCGCUAUUUUCCAGCAGAAGGAGAUGGAGAAAGCCCAUCGGAAAGGGCUGCUGGGGCUGGAGGCGCCUUUCCUGUACCACGGCGUGCCGGCCAGCCCCAUCGCCUUCCGGGGCAGGCACAGGCUGCCCGAGGGCCACCUCCCCAGCGACCUGUACGUGCAUCGCAGCAGCCUGGAGGACAUCCACGGCAACGCCGUGCUCAUGGCAACCAGCCCCUACCCGCCGGUGGCCACGCUGCAGAGGGAGAGGGGGCGCCGGCCGGGCAGGAGAGCUGGGAACCACAAAGCUGCGGAUGGCAGCGCCAACGGCACCAAGAGCCAGGCCGAGGACAAACCCACGGACUCCGCUGCGGCUGCGGCGGAUGAGGAGAAAGAAGACAAGAAGGAAAUAGAGGUGGAGGCACCGAACAAACACGAGCAAAGCAAAAGCCAGGCUGAGCCGUCGGCGGUCGCCAAAAACUGUAAAGAAUUUGAGCAGGGCUUGAGAAAGAACUGUGCUGCUCACGAAAUUUCCACUGAAAGCAACAGCUGCAGCAACACCAACGAGAAGGAAGCCAAUAGCUCCUGUGCUGCUUUUGAUGACAAGUACAUGUACCCUUCUGCAAUCCCAUUCUCAGCGUUACCAUAUGGAAUUCCAGUGCCCAACAACCCGUUGCUACCUUCAGGAGCACAUGGCCUGAUCCUGAACGGAGAAGACAUUUCCUCCAUCGAAGACAUUCGCAAGUGGACUGUUGAUGACGUGCACAACUUCAUCGUCAGCCUCCCAGGCUGCUCGGAUUAUGCCCAGAUAUUUAAAGACCAUGCUAUUGAUGGAGAAACCCUCCCACUGCUAACAGAGGAACAUCUCCUGGAUACAAUGGGAUUAAAACUCGGACCAGCACUAAAAAUCCGCUCUCAGGUGUCCCGGCGCCUGGGAAACGUGUUCUACAUGAUGAAUCUCCCUCUGCCGGUGCCCCUGCCCGCGCCUGCCGGGAAACCCUCGGAGCAGCCCUCGGACAUGGCCUCCCCCCUGCACUGCAACAGCAGCGGGGACACGCUGGACAGUCCCUGCUCUCAGGACCCAGAAACUUCCCAAGCAGUGGAACAGAUCGUUUCAGAAAGCAGGGAAAACCCCUGUGACACAGCUGGGUCUCAGGCUGACUUCCAGAUGAUGGCUUUCCAGAAAAGCUGA